AUGGCCGCCCGGGACCCACUGCGUUUCGUUAGACCAAUCAGUGUGGAUGACUCACGGCACCCGCCACGCGCGUCGCGCCUUUUUUGUUCCGAAGGCAAGACUACAAGUGAGCAAGUCGAGCACUCGCCAGAGCUGCUUGCUCUCACCCAGCCUUCCUUUCAUCUCUCACCAUCGCUGACCGGAACAGUCCUGUCGACCUGGCUGCGCGUCUCCAGGUUGUUCUGGUGCCCAUCCAUUGUUUUACUUUCGGGGAACGGAGCAGAACAGACGGAGAAGACAACCGGCAUCAUGAGCGCCAACGAGCUGGUUGAAGGCGAGGCCUUGCUGGACGAGGAGAACGACGUCGAGUACGACGAGGAGACCGGUGAGGUCAACGAGGAUGAGACCGGCGUCGCCGCUGGUGCCUACGACGACUCAAGUGAGGAGGAUGAGGACUUGGAUGACGACGAGGAGGCUGCUCGAGAGAUCCGCGAAGGCUUCAUCGUCGACGAAGAUGAAGAAGAGCUCGAGGAGCGCGAACAGCGACGUCGAGAGAGGAAGAAACGUCGAAGAGAAGAGCGCGAGCGCGAAGAUGAGGCCCUCGACGAGGAAGAUCUGUACCUGAUCGGGGAACACAAUCCCGACUUUCAGCCUCCCACCGGCACUGAGUUCAAACGCUUGAAGAGAGGCCACAAGGGCGACGCCGACCGUCAGGCUUCCCAGGGCAUCGAUGACAUGUUCAAGUCCGAUGAAGAGGAAGAAGCCGACUAUGGCAGGCCGUCCGACCGCAGGAGAGCCAUCCACGAUGAGAUGGAUGACUUCAUCGAAGAGGAUGUCUUCUCGGAUGAGGAGCGCGCGCGGGCGCAUGAAGAUG
This is a messenger RNA of Rasamsonia emersonii CBS 393.64, 853 nucleotides long. RefSeq lists its product as uncharacterized. The record is from RefSeq and is a predicted model, not a curated record. Lineage: Eukaryota; Fungi; Ascomycota; Eurotiomycetes; Eurotiales; Trichocomaceae. Gene Ontology annotation, cellular component: transcription elongation factor complex. The annotation marks the transcript as partial. Gene Ontology annotation, biological process: transcription elongation by RNA polymerase II; positive regulation of transcription elongation by RNA polymerase II; mRNA transcription by RNA polymerase II. The transcript has 4 exons. Gene Ontology annotation, molecular function: histone binding; nucleosome binding.